ACAAAGUUUUAUUUCCCAGACAGUUCUCCGUGAUGCUUCAUCCUCCCUUGUACAUAAAACAUAUUUUGCUUUGCAAGAAAUGCUUUGCACAUAUUUUUUUGUCAAGAAUGUUCUGAGCGGCACUUCACACCAGAUAAAUUGUCAGUCAAAUGACUCCUUAGAAGCGUAUGUCUCCCGAUUAGCUGAAAUUAUUGUAGCAUCUUUCAUCAGAUCUUUAGCGAGGAUUUAAAAGCUUGGUUAUCUAUCGAAAAAAAGGGUUUUUAUUUUAGCGUAGGUAAUAAAGGGUAAAUAUUCGCAUUUCUUACCUUUCCAUUGCGCCUAGCCGAGAUCAUAUUUAUAAAGAAUUUUUGGCUGGGAUAGCUUAAAUACCAUCGAUUUUACCUCCCGACUCGAGGAAAUUUUACAGAUCCAAAAAUUCGAGUUAUUUUUACCCUUGCUAUUUUUUAUGAUCACCCCACUCAUAGACAUAAAUACACUGAGAUAUACGUGCGCUCAAUGCACAUUCUACCGCUAGUAAAAAUAUUUACGCAGAGAAACUGUUAUUGCUUGAAAUUUACAAAAGAUUCGCUCCCCACUGUUAAUCAGAAGAGCGUAACUUCACUUCCGGUGAGCUGUUUCAUGUGUUGAAAUUACAUUAGUAGCCUUUUGGUAAUUUAUUGCUUGGUGAUGUUAUUCUUUUUCAAGUUUACCGGUCUUUCAAUACUGGCUCACAAAUUGACGCCGCGCUCAACAAAGUGGAAUGCUGAAGCCAAAGUGUGUAUUGGGUAUAAAUAGCGUCUUCCGGUAUGUACGUACCCAAGCAAUUACUCAAAUUUCCGUCAAUGCCUUAUAAAAACAGUUACGCUUGGUCAAUAAGUAGGUCAUAUCUGUAUGCAGAUAACUUAAGGGCAACACUAAACCUCGCAACGGCUCAAGUACAGUGUAAAUCAUCAACAGCAUCGAACAGUUCAAAAUCAAUACCACUGUGUCACUUCCCCUGGGACUUGCUCGUCUUCUGCAGCGAUGAGACUGUGCGCGAUUGUUGUUCUGUGCAUUGAAGUCUUCGCGGGUCUUCGCGUCACAGGGAAUAUAUGUAACGAUAAAAAGUGUUCUUCCAUUUCUCAGAACGGUUCUGAGAAAGACGGAAAGGGCAGCGACGACAAAUUUACCUGCUGUGCCUGUGGAGGAGCAAGCUACGACAUCACAUUUACUGGUAAAUGGACAAAAUCUACAUAUCCUCGGCAUUUUCCUGGGCGAAUGGCGCGCUGGUCACCUUUAAUUGGUUCCUCACACAGUAAGGACUACAUCGUAUGGCAAUACGGGGGGAUGGCAUCCCCCGGGGUUACAAGGGUUAGUGAAUGGGGAGCCGUCGAGAAGCUAAAAAAGGAGAUGGAAAAUCAAGGAGACAAAGUGCUCAGCAUAAUCAAGACGUCCAUGUUAUAUAGAGGUGUCGGCAAGGUUUCAACCACAUUUAAAGCGGACAACAGACGUAACCUGGUCUCAGCUCUGGCAAAGAUGUUUCCAAGUCCUGAUUGGAACGUUGGCGUUGACCGAAUAAACCUGUGUGAUGGGAAUUGUACGUGGAAAAAAACUAUUAUCAGGAAACUUUAUCCGUGGGAUGCUGGUACCGAUGACGGGAUAACCUUCAAGUCAGCGAACAUUAAAUCUGUUCCCCAGAAGCCAAUAAGAAACAUUACGACAAAUACACAUAAAAUGGGAUCGUUCCCUGGUCAGGAAAACCGUGGCGUCGCGAAAGCGUUCGGUCAGAUCAAAAUACAGCUCAUGCACACUUACGGAGAAUGCAAGGGAAACUAAGGACGUCCUCCUUUCCCUGAGAAAUCGCCAAAAGUUCAUUGUAAAGUUUCUCGCUGGUCGUCGUGGAGACCAUGCUCGGUCACUUGUGGUAUUGGAGUUCAGCUUAGGGGUCGCG
Stylophora pistillata is the source of this 1909-nucleotide messenger RNA. Its product is annotated as spondin-2-like. The record is from RefSeq and is a predicted model, not a curated record. Gene Ontology annotation, biological process: cell adhesion. Gene Ontology annotation, cellular component: extracellular matrix. NCBI's taxonomy places the organism in Eukaryota, Metazoa, Cnidaria, Anthozoa, Scleractinia, Pocilloporidae.